AUGUCCCAAGAGCAGCCGGCCACCGAGCGGCCGGUCACCGUAGUCGCCUUACCUCAGGAUUUGCCGUCUCCCGUCACACCCGCCGUAGCACCACCGGCUAUGGAUUCACCCAGAGUGCGACUGAGGAGACCGGACAGUGUGGGCCACUGGCCAGUACCCCACGUCAUGGUGUAUUACCGCGAAAUCAAGAUCGCGUGGGGAAGGGACGCUAUCGCCCAGAUGACCAAGCAGGCAAGUCGUACCAAGAUCUGCCUUCGCGUUGCGUUCGAUAACUCGCACUACGAGGGGUCUUCCUUCGCCCGGAAUGCGGUUCUCUUCGGGACUUUCUACCACACGACCGGGAAGGACGACUGGGGCCCCGUCAUGCUUGGUAGCCUCGGAUGGUCAGAGAUGAUCCAGAACGUCGUGAGGAUUGAGCUUGUCUACCAUGAAGGGUGA
Messenger RNA from Dichomitus squalens LYAD-421 SS1, 438 nucleotides. RefSeq lists its product as uncharacterized. The coding region runs from base 1 to 438 and encodes 145 amino acids. Lineage: Eukaryota; Fungi; Basidiomycota; Agaricomycetes; Polyporales; Polyporaceae. The record is from RefSeq and is a predicted model, not a curated record. The transcript has 3 exons.